AUGCCUGGCCUCAACCUUCAGGGCGCGUCUGCCAUUGUCACGGGCGCAGGAUCCGGGAUAAACCUGGCCUUUGCACAGGCCCUGGUCGCCAAAGGAUGCAGCGUCCUGAUCGCCGACAUCAGCCUGCGGCCCGAAGCCCGAGCGUUCGUGGACUCGAUCGCGCAAAAGGGCGGCGACGGACCCAAGGUCGUCUUUGAGCCGACCGACGUGACGGACUGGGCGCAGCUGGAGAAGUCGUUUGACGUGGCGAAGAGGGAGUUCGGCGCCGUGCCGGACCUGGUGUGUCCGGGGGCGGGCAUCUAUGAGCCUCCAACCUCCGGAUUCUGGGGCGAUGUCGACUCCCCCUCGCACUACAAGCACUUUGACAUCAACCUCGUCCACCCGAUCAAGAUGACCCGCAUGGCCAUCCGGCACUUGAUGCGCGCGAAGAAGACCGGCACCGUCGUCCUCAUCGCCAGCGUCGCGGCCGAGACGGUCAGUUUCAUCACGCCCCUGUACCAGGCGUCCAAGCACGGCGUGGGCAGCUUCGUCAUGGGCAUGGCUGCGGCGGAGCAGGUUUGUGGCGUGCGCGUGGUGGGUGUGGCGCCGGGACCAAUCGCCACCCCCCUCCUCAUGGAAGACCCCGGCGUCGCCGGCUGGGUCGACCCGACCAAGGACACGCUCCUCUCGCCGACCGUCAUCGCCGACGCCAUGAUCGCCCUGGCCGAGAAUCCCGGUGACAAGUACCCGCCCGGCACGCUGCUCGAGGUCAUCGACGAGCCGCCCGCGUCGUGGCGCGUCAUCCCCCUCUUCAACAACCCGGGCCCCACGCGGCUGAACCUGGUCAGCGGCAAGGACGGGGCCAUGUCGACGGUGCUGAAGAUUCUAAAGGACGACGCUGAGUGA
Fonsecaea nubica is the source of this 885-nucleotide messenger RNA. RefSeq lists its product as hypothetical. The transcript is spliced from 4 exons. Gene Ontology annotation, cellular component: cytoplasm. Gene Ontology annotation, molecular function: oxidoreductase activity, acting on the CH-OH group of donors, NAD or NADP as acceptor. The record is from RefSeq and is a predicted model, not a curated record. Bases 1 to 885 code for a protein of 294 amino acids. NCBI's taxonomy places the organism in Eukaryota, Fungi, Ascomycota, Eurotiomycetes, Chaetothyriales, Herpotrichiellaceae.